This is a messenger RNA of Ciona intestinalis (vase tunicate), 1858 nucleotides long. The record is from RefSeq and is a predicted model, not a curated record. Lineage: Eukaryota; Metazoa; Chordata; Ascidiacea; Phlebobranchia; Cionidae.
GCACGCCAUUGGGCCUGGGAUUUAGGCUUCAAAUCAAUUGCUGCUAUUCGCCCGGUUUUAAGUUAAAUUUCAUCACUGUAAUGCGCACUGAACAAAUAUUGAAUUACCUGCAAAAGCGCUUUAAGAUUCUAACCAGAGAUUCGGUUAAGCUUAUACCUGUCCCUGAGCAAAUAUUAUGAAUGCUUCAUUAUUUGGUAUGCCAACACAGACAUGACGUUAUACAAUCUGUCUAUGCUGCAGUUUUCCAACCAGGCGUGCGAGAAGCGUUCUUAUAGGGGUGUGGGAAGCUAAAUGAAUGAAUGUAUGCAAGUUAUAACUUGCUUUGUCCUUGCGUGGUCGAAAAACGACAGUCGUUAUAGAUAACGCGAAUAGUCGGAACAUUUGAUAACUUAUUGGUUUUAAUAUGGACGGGACAUCUUUUAUGAUAAUUGAGAAGCCGGUCGAGGAGACGCGGGUUUAUCGCAGACGUUGGUUUAUGUUGUUGUUGUUUUCCCUUUACUCCGGCACCAACGCUUUUCAAUGGAUUCAUUACAGUAUAAUCAGUAACAUAAUAACAAGGUUUUACGGAGUCGCAAUUACUACAACAGACUGGCUAUCCAUGGUGUUCAUGUUGUGUUACAUACCCCUCAUAUUCCCAGUAACUUGGCUGCUGGAUAGGAAGGGCUUGCGAGUCAUAGCUAUCCUUGGUUCAACAUUAAACGCGCUUGGUGCUUUGAUCAAAGUUGCAUCGGCCGAACCUCAUCUUUUUGCUGUGACAAUGCUGGGGCAAACAAUAUGUUCAAUAGCACAGGUGUUUAUACUCGGCAUGCCUUCCAAGGUCGCUGCAACUUGGUUCGGACCAAAAGAAGUUUCCACUGCUUGUUCAAUAGCAGUGUUUGGGAAUCAAGUAGGCGUCGCCCUUGGGUUUCUACUUCCUCCACUUAUUGUACCCGACUCAAACGAUAACGAAGUCGUUUCGAUUCAUCUCCGAUAUUUGUUUAUUGGAACUGCUGCUGUUACAACUGCGCUUGCGUUGCUAGUUAUAGUAUUUUUCAGGAAACAGCCAACCCUCCCACCCAGCAAAGCGCAAGCACUUUUCCGUGCUUCCAAUGAGCAACAGAACGAGUCUUAUAUCGCAUCAGUGAAACAGCUUAUAUUUUCCACGCCGUCUCUGCUUCUUAUUAUAUCAUACGGUGUCAACACGGGUUCUUUCUAUGCAAUAUCGACGCUUCUAAACCAAGAAAUUUUGAACUUCUAUCCGGAUAAUAUAGUGGAAGCUGGGCAGAUAGGGCUUACAAUGGUACUUGCUGGCAUUGUGGGAUCCGUUGUAUGCGGUGUAUGGUUGGACAGAACACGAAUUUAUAAAAUGACAACUGUCGGGAUUUACGUUUCUACUUUAUUAUUCAUGGUACUGUACACAGCCACGUUAAAUCUUGGGCAACUGUGGAUUGUUUUUAUAGCAAGCGGGGCGCUGGGGUUUACUAUGACGGGCUAUCUACCAAUCGGCUUCGAGUUUGCAGCAGAAUUAACUUACCCGGUAUCUGAAGGAACUUCGUCCGGACUUCUAAACGCAUCUGCUCAGAUAUUCGGGAUCGUUUUUACAUUAUGCAUGGGGCAGUUGAUCCCCGCUUCCUCCGUGUUAGGAGCAAACCUCUUUAUAUGCGCCACGUUGUUGAUUGGAUCGAUUAUAACCGCAACUAUCAAAGAAAAUCUAAAGAGACAAGCCGCUAACCGGACUGUGCAAACAGAAGAUAUACCAGACAAUGAAAUAUUAAAACAGCAACACAUAUAAACCAGUGUACUACAAAUUCCGUAUUAAAAUUGGGAAUCAGCAACUAAUGUGUAAUACCUCAUGUAAAUAUAGCCAACUCUAAAUAAA